This is a messenger RNA of Gastrolobium bilobum, 1557 nucleotides long. RefSeq names its product receptor protein kinase-like protein ZAR1. Gene Ontology annotation, biological process: protein phosphorylation. Gene Ontology annotation, molecular function: protein binding; ATP binding; protein kinase activity. The coding region runs from base 1 to 1557 and encodes 518 amino acids. The record is from RefSeq and is a predicted model, not a curated record. The transcript is spliced from 2 exons. Lineage: Eukaryota; Viridiplantae; Streptophyta; Magnoliopsida; Fabales; Fabaceae.
AUGCAGCUCGACCUCUCCGAUAACGAAUUCGAAGGUUCAAUCCCAGAGGACACCGGCGACCUCGUGUCACUCUCCGGCACGCUUAACCUCUCGUUCAAUCACUUUUCCGGCAGAAUUCCGAAGUCUCUGGGGAAAUUACCGGCGAUGGUGAGCUUCGACCUCCGGAACAACAACCUAACCGGCGAGAUUCCCCAAACGGGGUCGUUUUCAAACCAGGGUCCAACAGCAUUCCUCGGUAACCCGAACCUUUGCGGGUUUCCUCUUCGAAAACAAUGCACCGGUUCAGACCGGGUUGGUCCCGGUUCAUCCUCCCGCGAACCGGGUAAGUUACCCGGUUCGAAAGGUCUGAGUCCCGGUUUGAUAAUUUUAAUCUCAGCGGGUGAUGCAGCUGGGGUUGCUUUAGUUGGGCUUGUUAUUGUGUAUGUUUAUUGGAAGAAGAAGGAUGAUUCAAAUGCGUGUAGCUGCACUGGGAAGAGCAAGUUUGGUGGGAAUGAUGAUGAGAAAGAAAAUGUGUGUGCGUGUGCGAGUGCGUUCCCAUGUAUCAAUGGGUUGAAGAAUGAGGAUGAUGAGUAUGAGGUAGAGGUAGAUGGGGAAGGGAAAGGUGAAGGGGAAUUGGUGAACAUUGAUAAAGGUUUGAGUUUUGAGCUUGAUGAGCUUUUAAGGUCUUCUGCAUAUGUGUUGGGGAAGAGUGGGUUGGGGAUUGUGUAUAAGGUGGUGCUUGCAAAUGGGGUGCCUGUGGCUGUUAGGAGAUUAGGGGAGGGUGGAGAACAUAGGUACAAGGAGUUUGCUGCAGAGGUGCAUGCCAUUGGGAAGGUUAAGCACCCUAACAUUGUGAGGUUAAGAGCUUAUUAUUGGGCUCAUGAUGAGAAGCUUAUCAUCAGUGAUUUCAUCUCCAAUGGCAAUUUGGCCAAUGCCCUUAGAGGGAGAAGUGGCCAACCAUUUCAGAACCUUUCAUGGUCCACCAGAUUGAGAAUCGCCAAAGGAACAGCCAGGGGCUUGGGUUAUCUUCAUGAAUGCAGUCCAAGAAAAUUCGUCCAUGGUGACAUCAAACCCUCCAAUAUCCUACUUGACAACGACUUCCAGCCCUACAUUUCUGAUUUUGGUCUUAACAGGCUGAUCAGCAUCACCGGUAACAACCCCUCCACAGGUGGCUUAAUGGGUGGAGCUCUUCCUUACAUGAAGUCAUCACAAAGAGAGAGAACCAACAAUUACAAAGCCCCUGAGGCUUCUGUCCCUGGGUGCAGACCCACCCAGAAAUGGGACGUGUAUUCAUUUGGUGUUGUUUUGCUUGAAUUGCUAACUGGGAAGUCACCAGAUUCAUCUCCCACCACAUCAACUUCUAUGGAAGUCCCUGACUUAGUAAGGUGGGUAAGAAAAGGGUUUGAACAAGAAAGUCCAUUAUCUGAAAUGGUCGAUCCAUCACUGCUUCAAGAAGUGCGUGUUAAGAAAGAGGUACUUGCUGUGUUUCAUGUUGCACUAGCAUGCACUGAAGGAGACCCUGAAAUCCGGCCUAAAAUGAAAACUGUCUCUGAAAAUCUUGAAAGGAUUGGAACAUAA